AUGGAAAUUUUACAUAAUGGAAUUAACAAAGUGAAACCUUUCAUCCCGAUCCAUUCUGUAAGACAAGCACCUCCAAAAAUAACUAGUAUAUCCAAGAACGAUGUUCCACAACAUAUAAAAGCAGCAUUUUUUGAUUUCUUGGAUUUGGAGUGUUGUUGUCGAUCACUCCAAAUUCACCUACCUGUAGAACGCAACGCGCCCGCUGCUCCUCCAUCAGAUAUACGAGUUGAAGCCACGAGUUCAACAUCUGUCAAAGUAUCUUGGAUGGCACCUCCGAAAGACAUGAGAAGAGGCUCCAUCAAAGGAUAUUAUUUGGGGUAUAAAGUUCUUCGUUCUCCGGAUACUUACACUUACAAAACGCUUGACUCCAGUGGUGAUAUGAGAGAGGAACAUCACUUAACCAACCUUCGGCGAUUUACUCAGUACGUCAUAAGGCUACAGGCAUUCAACAAAGCUGGAAGCGGACCACAUUCAGAAGAAGUCACAGUUCAAACAUUAGAGUACGAUCCUCCUGGAACUCCCGUCUUACGUGUUGCUUCCGUAGCUGCUACCUCUGUGAAAUUAGAAUGGACGACACCAGACUCAACUCCAAUACAAG
Molecule: messenger RNA, 598 nt
Organism: Stegodyphus dumicola
Lineage: Eukaryota; Metazoa; Arthropoda; Arachnida; Araneae; Eresidae
Product: cell adhesion molecule Dscam1-like
Biological process (GO): cell-cell adhesion
Molecular function (GO): protein binding
Source: RefSeq, a predicted model, not a curated record